This is a messenger RNA of Trachymyrmex cornetzi, 2325 nucleotides long. RefSeq lists its product as uncharacterized. The transcript has 4 exons. The record is from RefSeq and is a predicted model, not a curated record. NCBI's taxonomy places the organism in Eukaryota, Metazoa, Arthropoda, Insecta, Hymenoptera, Formicidae. The coding region runs from base 377 to 1198 and encodes 273 amino acids.
CUUCGAUCAUGGUAUUCCACUUCCGAAGAUGCACAAACACUUGAACAUGGCGGCUGCUCUUUGACCAAUCAAAACGUUGCCCCAAAUUGUUUCUUAUAUCGUGGAAUAUGGAAGUAACACGCUAUAUCUCGGGGUUUCGUUUUGAAACGAUUUCGGAGACUCGUCGUUCCCUAUUCGAUUCGUAAAUGUGAGUCGAAAUCCCUCGGAUAAGGAAGAACGAGGAUCUUCUCGCAGAUCGUGCUUCCCCUCUCCGGGACGAGGGGAGGCAAAGAAUCUCUGAACGUGCGAGUUUUUAGGUUAUAAAGGCCAGCAUUCGCCAAUGUAAACAGCGACGAGGGGGGCUGGUAUCCUCGAACCUGUCUGGAAAGCGAGCCUUAUGUAUUGGAACAGGACAGUAACCGGCGCUGCACGGGAAGAAAUGCCUUUGAGCUCGAUUAGCCGUGCCACAAAUGCUUCCACCGCAACGGUGGAGGGCGUAAAUCCCGGCACGAGCACGCAGAUUACAUCGACUUGCUGUACUCCGCCACCAUCCUAUCAUAAUAUCAAUUUACCCCUCGGUCAUCCCUCCACGUUGACCAACGAACGUGGUGCACCACCCUCGUACGAGGAGGCGAUAGAUCCUAAUGCACCACCACCGUCCUACGAUUCUUUAUUUGGUCGUAUGAGAGAAGCCCGUAAAAUAUCCAAAGGCAUAUUUGAUUUUUUAAAAAAUAUUGUUGUCCUGCUGUUAGGCACAAUUGGAUGUACCAUCAUUCUUGGAGUAACGAUAGUGGUACCAAUUUGUAUGAUGGUGAUCGGUGGACUGUAUCUUUACGACUGUCCACAGGGUGAAUACAUUCCCGUAUACUUGUUAGUAGGCGGUGGAUUUGGAGUAUUUAAGCAAUUAUUAACUUUGUCGGCUAGAGUACGACAACGUCAAGAAGAAAGAGAUGAGGAAAGGAUUAGACAAUCGCCUACACAGACUCUGAUCAAUUGUUUUAUGCUGGGAUGGUUCAUUAUUGGUUCUAUGUGGGUAUACAAGGAAUAUGAGCCAAACUAUGAUCCAGCAUUAGGGAAGUAUUGCAAUAAGACACUAUAUUUAUUUGCCUUCUGGCUAAUUACGUCGGUCUACAUAUGCAUGGGUAUCAUAACGGCCGGCCUGUGCAGCAUUUCCGUAGCUAGUAUUGCGUUUCAGAGACCGCCAUCGGAUUUGAUGUGAGAUAACGUUGUUUAGUCGCUUUGUGUCGACAUCUCUGAAAUGACGCUCAUCUACAAUCUACAUUUGACAUAAUCAGAACGGUAUUUAUCGAACGAAAGAACUCCUAUUGUCUACACGCUAUGGAUGAUAAGUAUGCGCAAUUUUGCAUUGUAUGCACUCGAUUUUUCUGUAUCGAGGUACCAUCGACAUCAUCCAACGUUCCUCUUCGCUAAUCGAUAAAAUACAAACGGCUCAUUCUUAUAUUUAUAUUAACAAUGAUCGGAAGUUGAAAUCGAACUUGUAUAUAGAUAUGUGCCGUAUAAGCGGAAAAAAAAUCUCAUUUUAGGAGCAAAGAGAGAGAGUCACUCGCCAAGAGCUGGCACCAUUGCUCGGUGAAACGAGUCGCUUCGCGCGACAAAGUGCAAAUUUCGUCCACGUUUACGUACCUGAGAUGCUUAAACGACUUCGAAGAAAAUCGUUGGCACGUUAAACGCACACACUAGACGCACCGGCGCGCGAUCCAAGUUCAAGCAAGAUCCAAGUUCAAGUAAGAUCGUAUAAAUGACUUCUCACGAUGCGCAAACGAGUGCAAUAGCUUAUUGAGUAAUUCGACUGUUGUGACGAUAUCCCUAACGCCGUAAGAAAUGCGGUGAAACAUACAUCGAAGUCGGUUAUCUCUCUUGAAACCUCUCGAUAAAGCCGGGAUUAGAGGCGAAAGGAAAACAGAGUCGCUUCGACCAGAUCAAGGGCUGUGUGUACGUCGCGUUACUCGCGAAUUUUUUUUAUCUUGUGCCAAGUGGACGCGAAGUCGCAGACCAAAGUAUUUUGCUAUCACAAUGUUGCUAGCGCCAGUGCGCCACAGAUUUUACAAAUUCGUUUGUAAACUCACUCAGAACUCGUACGGAGAACGAGCCGAAUGCGAAUGCGCGACUCGCACUAUGCUUAGUACAGUUGACGACGCUUUGAUACGACGGUCUAAUAUAAUUUUACGAUAUAAAUGUUAGACAUCGCAUCGUUUUCUCGAUAACACUUUAUCUGUGGUAAGCACUUUAUGACCUUUACGGACUUGACUAUAAUAUAGUACGCACUCUACUCACUCAUGACUUGUAACUUACCUAUUUAAAAGACUGCGAUCUCUUACGUGACAA